GUUGACCCUAGCGGUCUGGCGCGAAAUGUGCAUUCUUUUGUUAGGAAGGCCUCUUCAAUCCAAAUUAUGACGUGUUGAGGAAUGCAUUAUUUGAGUAUCAAAAUGGUCAGUGUCUAUAGAGCCGGAGAGCCUUGGCGGAGAACUAAAUUGUAAAGUUGACCUGUCACAAGAGCCCGGAACGCUCGUACCAGCAACAAAAUGCAAAGUGAAGCACAAGCCCUGGAGGAGCUGCUGGAGGCAAAUGGCAUUCCUACGGACCAGUUCCCGGCCGUGGCCAACACGGUCACGCACCUGGAAAUGUUCCUCCACCACUAUCCGCGGAUGGAGGCCCUGCACAACUUCCCGGCGCUGAAAACGUUGGCACUCAUACACCAGGAGCUGAGGGAGAUCCGGGGGCUGGAGGGCUGCCCGCUGCUGGAGAGGCUGUGGCUGCAGGAGAACGAAAUAACCACCAUCCAGGGCCUGGACUCGCUGCACCGGCUGAAGGAGCUGUACCUGUACAGCAACCACAUCAGCGAGAUACGCGGGCUAGGCAAGCUGACGCAGCUAGAGGUGUUGUGGCUGUCUGACAACUACCUGACUCGCAUCAGCGGCCUGGAGCAGCUGCUGCAGCUGCGCGAGCUGCACCUGGCGCGCAACGACAUCGCCUUCCUGGGGGACGGGCUGGCGGCCUGCACCGCACUGGCCAACCUGAACCUGGCAGACAACAAGAUUGGCAGCUUCAAGGAGCUGCGGGUGCUGGCCACGCUGCCGCGCCUGGCCGAGCUGUGCUUCUCCGACCCGCUGUGGGGCGACUGCCCGCUGGCGCAGCUGUGCAACUACCAGACCUUUGUGCUGUUCAUGCUGCCGCGCCUGGCCAGCCUUGACACGCUGCUGCUAGCUGACGAGACCAAGGCACUGGCCGAGGCCACCUUCCUGAAGAAGCAGAUGUACUACAACAUGCGCAUCAAGACGCUGAGGCGGAACGCGCGGCAGAUCGUCAAGCUGGCGGCGGAGGGGCGGCAGGCGCGGCACGCGCUGCGGCAGCCGCUUAAGAACACGCUGCAGCUUGCAGCCAAGGACCUGCAGCGGGCCGUGGCGGAGCUGACCGGGACAGCCGCCGGGCGAGGAGCCGGAGGUGGAGGUGGAGGCGGAGCGGACGGCGGGGAGCAGAGCGGCUCGGACGACGGCGUGGGUGGCGGUGAGGGUGCCGGUGCGGCUGCGCUGGAGUCCAAGCUGUCUCUCAUCACCGGCCACCUGUCUCGCUACGGCGUGGCAGAGGCGGAGCUGGACCGGGCCUUUGAGGCGGCCAGUGAGCGCGUGUACACACUACUCGAGGGCCUGGUAUCGCGCAUGAUGCUGGAGCUGGACACGGCCGGCAACAUCCGCCUGGAGGACGGCCGGCCCAGCGACCUGUGGUAUGCCUCGUGCACAGACCUGGUGGCCAGCCGCUUCAGUGCCGCCGACUUCCCCGCCAGCCUGGGCGUCAGCGGCAUGCACGUCACCGGCGUCACUCGCAUCCACAACCGCUGGCUGCGCACGCGCUUCGAGGGCGGCCUGGCGCUGGCGGGCGCCGACACGUCCGACCCCGGCCACAAGCGGGCGCUGGAGUACCUGUUCCUGGGGGAGCACCCCGGGCUGCCGGGGCUGCUGGACGCCGCCGUGGAGGAGGGGCUGCCGGAGGCAGAGCAGCUGGCGGCGCAGGGCCUGGACGGCGCGGUGGUCUUGUCCAACUCGGUGUUCCUGGCGGACCGGCUGCGGCUGGCGGCGGCGCUGGACCCAGCCGCGCCCGCAGCCACGGCGGCGGCGGGCGGGCACCCCACGCAGGGCCACGGCUCCCAGUCCGCGGCGGCGGUGGCGGCGGCGGGCGGCGGCGCGGGCAACAACCGCGGCCGCGGUCGUGUCAUGAUCGUGAAGGCCUACCUGGGCCGGACCACGCAGGACAUGUCGGUCAACGUGUCGUCGGGCCUGCCCGCCAAGCUGUACGGCAAGGACGGCAAGCUGGCCAUGGCCGCCACGCUGGAGGGGCAGGGCGCCGCCGGCCGCGUGACGGCGGCGGCGCAUCCGGAGGCAGACGCGGUGUGCCGGGUGCGGCCUGGCGACAUGAAGCAGAAGCUGUGGUACGUGUUCAACCACGUGCUGGUGCUGCCCGAGUACAUCGUCGACUUCACGUACCAGUUGGAGCCCGCCUCGCCGCUGGCGCCCGCAGCGCCCGCCGCCGCGCUGGGUGGCGGCGGCGGCGGCGGCUCGUGUGUGGUGAUGGCAGCGGACCUGCAGGCCUCGUCGGCGGGGGCGGCGGGGCAGGGGCCGCCCAACGCCACGCACCAGGCCAUUCUGGACAGCCUUGAUGCGGACAUUCGGCCGCUGGCUCGCCCCAUGCUGGGCUGGCUGGCGCUGCAGGCGGACCCCUCGCUGCUGCGUCAGGGGCUGGCGGCGGAGGAGGACGAGGCGCAGCGGCUGGUGGCGGCGCCGCCCGCGCUGCCGGCCGCGGCCAAGCUGUACAAGUUGACGGAGGAGGCGAUCACCAAGUCCGUGGGCGGCGCCUCGCUGUCUGGCCUGACGGUGUUGGACCUGCACAACAGCGGCCUGCGCAAGAUGGAGGCGCUGGGGUCGCUGAGGCAGCUGCAGACGCUGGUGCUGUGCUACAACGAGCUGACUCGGCUGGAGGGACUGGAGGGGCUGGGCCAGCUGCGGCUGCUGGACCUGUCGCACAACAGCCUGCGCAAGGUGGAGGGGGCGCUCAAGGGCCUCACCUCCCUCACGCACCUGGACCUGGCGUCAAACCAGGUGCUCAAAUUGGAGGAGCUGUACAACAUGAAGAAGUACGCGCCCCAGCUGGUGGUGUUGGACCUGCGAGACAACCCCAUCUGCACAGACAAGGCCUACCGCUCCACCACACUGCGCAAACUCAAACACCUGGAGAAGUUCGACGGGCGGGCUGUGAGCGCGGAGGAGAAGGAGCGCUUCGGUGAGCACGCGGGCGCGGUGACGCUGGCCAUGGUCCUGGAGCACGGCUCUGUGGCGGCCAGGGGGCACGGCACGCUGGCAGACACGGGUGUGCCCACCGAGCCCGGCGCCAUCACGGACCUGUCAUUGGAGCGGAUGCACAUCCGCCGCCUGCAGCAGCUGUCAUCGCUGGUGUCGCUCAAACGCGCCAGCCUUGCCGACAACGAGGUGAGCAGCCUGGAGGGCAUCGAGGGCUGCCGGCAGCUGGAGGAGCUCAGCCUGGAGGCCAACCGCGUCAGCAGCCUGGUGGGGCUGGGCGGCCUCACGCGGCUGCGCAAGCUGCAGCUGGGGCAGAACAGGCUGGCCUCGCUGGAGGCUCUGACCGGGCUCACGGGCCUGGUGCAGCUGAGUGUGGAGGACAACGAGCUGUCCAGCCUGGCGGGCGUGGAGCGGCUGGCAGGACUCAUGGAGCUGUACGCGGGCAACAACCGUGUGGGUGAGCUGCGUGAGGCGCAGCGCCUUCGCGACAUGUCCAAACUCAUCAUCCUGGACCUGGCGGGAAACCCAUUGGCGGGCGGGCUGGCCUCCGCCGCUGCGGCCGCGGCCGCCGCUGCGGCCAACGGCAGCGGGUCCGGCGCCUCCGGCUCCCAGAUGGCGGCGGCGGCAGCCGCAGCCGCGGCCUCGGCGGCCUCCGCCGCGGCCGCCGCCGCAGCCGCGGCGGCGUCGGACGACUACCGCCUGUACGUCAUAUUCAACGUCCGCAAACUCAAGGUCUUGGACGGUGUGGCUGUGACUGCCGCCGAGCAGGCCGCCGCCAAGAACAGGUACGCGGGGCGCCUGACCUCGGACUUCCUGGAGGAGCGGCUGGGCCACCGCCUGUUCGACCGCAUCCGCGACCUGGACUGCUCCGGCCUCAAGAUCCGGGACGUGGGCUCCGUGUUCCUGGCCGAGGAACUGGAGGGGCUGCAGGAGCUCAACCUGGACAACAACAUGAUGACUGACGUGUCGGCCCUGGCCCUGCUCCGCCACCUGGUGGUGCUGCGGCUCAACGGCAACCGGCUGGGCGAGGAGGCGUGCCUGCACCCCGCCCGCCUGCUGGAGCGCGGCCCCGAGCUGGUGCGCGCCAUGGCGGCCCGCGGCAUUGCGCAGCUGGAGCUGUGGCCCAGCCUGCAGGUGCUGCAGCUGGGCGGCAACUGCAUCUCCUCCAUCGCCGGCCUGCAGCUGGGGGCGGCGCUGUGCGGCCUGCGCAGCCUGUUCCUGCAGGCCAAUGACAUCACGCGCAUCGACGGCCUGGACGGACUGAUAGCGCUGCAGGAGCUGGUUCUGGACCGCAACCGGGUGCGCUACCUGGACGCCGAGCAGUUGCUGGCGGCGCCGCGGCUGCGCGAGCUGCGGCUGGAGGAGAACGGCCUGCGCAGCCUGAGCGGACUGCACCCGCUGGCGCGCAGCCUGCAGGCCCUGCACGUGGGCUCCAACCGCAUCAGCGAGCCCGCCGACCUGGACCGCCUCACCUCGCUGACGGGGCUGCUGGAGGUGACGCUGGCGGGCAACCCCAUCAGCCGCAAGAACACCUAUCGGGCUAUGGUCAUCGCCAAGUGCCCCCGGCUGCAGGUGCUGGACCAGCAGAUGGUGACGCCCGAGGAGCGCGACUACUCGGAGCAGCUGUACCCGCCGCAGGGGCAGCCGCCCAGCAUGGCCAUGGGGCCCAUGGGCGGCAUGGGGCCCAUGGGUCCCAUUGGCGGCAUGGGGGUCGGCAUGGGGCCCAUGGGCGGCAUGGGGCAGAUGGGCGGCAUGGGGCAGAUGAUGGGCGUGGGCGGCGGGCCUGGCAUGGGGCCUGGCGGCGGAGGCGGCGGCGUCAUGGUGGGAGGGCCCGGGGGCCCGGCCGAGGCGAUGAUGGCCGCGAUGGUGGGAGGAAUGGGGCCCGGAGGCAUGGGCGGCGGCGGCGGCGGCGCGGCGGCGGCGGUGGCGGCUGGCAUGGCGGGCCUGGGCCUGGGGGGCGGCGGCGGCGGCGUUGGCGGCGGCAAGCAGCCCAUCAAAAUGACCAACUUGGACUUCGCGGGUGCGGGCGGCGCGGGCGGAGCUGGCGCCAACUCGAUUCCCUCCAUCCAGUCCAACACGGUGGUGCUUACAGGCCCGGCCUCGUUCGGACUGGAGGGAGUGGGCAUCGCCGCCGGCGCCGGGCCGGGCGGGCCGGGCCCCGGCGGCGUGUGGCCAGGCAUGGGUAACGCGGCGCAGGUCGGCGGCCGAGGCAUGAUGGGCGGGCGCGGCGGCGGCGGCGGCGGCGGCUCUCCGGGCCUGUCUCUGGCCGGCCGCGGCACAGGCGCCCCGCCGGUAGCUGGCUCCUCGCCUCUGCGCAAGGGGCCGGGGCCGGCAGCCGGGCGGCCGCCCAACAGAUAAACAUGCGGGGGGGGCUCCGAUGUGUUGGUUGUGGUGUGGUGCGGUGCGGUGCGGUGUGGUGUGGUGUGGUGUGCGGUGCGGUGCGGUGCGGCACGCGCGGGCUUGGGGCAAAGCCGGCAGUGCAAUGCAAUAAACCAAGCCGGCAGUGGCAUAGAAUGGCUUGGGCGGCAGCUGCGUUAUGGCGCCUGCGUUUCGGGGGACACCAGGGGAGGGCACUGGGGAGCACCGCGUCUUGCGGGUGUGUGGAAGCUUGCAAGGCUGUGCGCGGCUGCCUGUGAUUGGGGAUUUAUUGGUCGCCGCCUGUUCCUGCAGGAAAGACUGCCAUGCGGACAUGGCCGAUUGGGAGAUCUCGCAGACGGCGCCGGCUCCAGCAGUGCGCUUUUAUUGCUGCUGCAGAACAUAUCAACAUUCUCC
Chlamydomonas reinhardtii is the source of this 5736-nucleotide messenger RNA. RefSeq lists its product as uncharacterized. Gene Ontology annotation, molecular function: protein binding. The record is from RefSeq and is a predicted model, not a curated record. The transcript is spliced from 36 exons. Bases 199 to 5322 code for a protein of 1707 amino acids. Lineage: Eukaryota; Viridiplantae; Chlorophyta; Chlorophyceae; Chlamydomonadales; Chlamydomonadaceae.